This is a messenger RNA of Angiostrongylus costaricensis, 882 nucleotides long. The record is from the annotation of a GenBank genome assembly. NCBI's taxonomy places the organism in Eukaryota, Metazoa, Nematoda, Chromadorea, Rhabditida, Metastrongylidae.
AUGCCAUUACUCGACAAAGGAGUGCAAACCAUGGUCAUUUUGAUGACUGUUAACUUGAGCAAUAUUUUUUUGGUUGUUAUAAAGGCUAUCGCUGCCUAUCACACAGGUUCGUUCUCAAUUGCUAACUCAACGAUAGAAACCUUCGGUGAUGUCUUCGUCGGCUUUCUUCUCCUAGUUCAAAGAAUUCAGGCACGUGUUCUAAAAGCUGAACACUAUCCACGUGGUCGAACAACAGAAUCACUUACAAAUGACAUUGACAGAUUUGUGGAAAAGAGAUUUGACCCACAUAUGGAGCUCGAGGACAUCCUAGUUGUUGCACUCAACAUUCUGUUAAAAUUAUUUCUACUUGGAAUAUGCUACGUUAGACGAGAUGUGUGUCAAAUUCGAAUUCUACUCAGAGACCAAGGUGUCGAUGUAAUCACUAAUACAACUGCUAUCGUAUUCGUCCUGCUAACUAGAUAUCUUCAUAAGAACUGGGACAUAGUUGGAGCAGCGACUAUCUUCAUCACGAUAUGCAGGAGCUGGUUACCAAUUCUCUUUUCCAAUUGUAGUAAAAUUCACGGAGUUGUUGCAAAACCGACGGAGAUUGAUCAAAUACAAGAGGUUAUUGGAGAACUAGGUGAUAUCAAUGCUGUACACAAUCUGAUUGCUUAUCAUCGAGGACAGGGCAUAGUCGUCGAGUUAUAUGCUGAAUUGAAAGGAUCGUGCUCACAAGCAAUUGAAGAAGCUAGGAAAAGAGCAACACUCCAACUAGAGGAAAUUGACUUGGUAGAAACUGCUUAUGUAUUUCAUUCUCAAUCGUAUUCUAAGGAGCCGUCUAACAAGAAUAUAAAACAUACUGUGGAUGCCGAAUAUGAUGUGCCCCUAGUACAAGUUACUUAG